Messenger RNA from Parathielavia appendiculata, 3135 nucleotides. RefSeq lists its product as uncharacterized. The record is from RefSeq and is a predicted model, not a curated record. The transcript has 2 exons. NCBI's taxonomy places the organism in Eukaryota, Fungi, Ascomycota, Sordariomycetes, Sordariales, Chaetomiaceae. The coding region runs from base 283 to 3135 and encodes 950 amino acids.
UUCGAUCUCAACACGUCAUUGGUUGACCCCGGAUCAGAGACAGGAGGAUGAUGUCAGGGCGCCCAAAGCCGCUUGUUUGAUGGCUGAAGUCAUGACAGCAGGCCGUUGCUAUUCAGACCAUCCAGGUCUGAAUGACGCUGUUGGGUGCUGGCUUCUCAUGCCAAACAUCAGGUAUUUAUACGUUUUGGCGGCGGACUUUCCACGUUUCAGACACACGCUCCCUAUUACUUUCAGAAACCUGUCGCCUUCACCCAUCGCCACUGCGCGCGAAGAAGCAGUGCAAUGGCAUCCGUUGUACUCCCUGGUGCUUACCCUGACUCGGUUCCCGCAACACCAGAAGAGACCAUGCAGCAUCAACUCCAAACCGAGCAACACCCCCGCCAUUCCAGCAAGCUGUACAAGCCCGGCGAUCCCCGGAGUCACAAGUACAGUGAUUCCGGCGUUGGCAUGGCCGAACAGGAUUCCCUCACGUCUUCCCGCCCGAAUCGGAAUCAGCCAGACCAAGCAGAGGGUGGCGGUCUUUACAGGCGGGAUAACCACGAACCCAUUGUCCCAUUGGAGUCGAUCCAAACCGAGCCGGAUCAAUACACGCCAGCACCAGAGCCUGAGGGCAGCACCCAACCUCACAGCAACAGCAACGACGGGCACGUGGCCGCUGGGGCUACGGCUACAAACGCCGAUUCUGACAGUUCAAGCAACUCCGAGAGGACCAAUAAAUCGAGCUCGCGGGGCCAAAAUGGAUCGGCACCGUACUGGGGUGACCUCCCCAAGGGCACAGACGGAGGCGUCUAUAAUACAGUGAUAGGUCAUGGCAGCCCCGCUGAUGAUCAUGACGAGCACCACAAACUGCCGGCCAAUUCAGCAGCCAGGCGAUCCGUCAUCGCAGGUCGUGUCGCUGACUAUCCCAGGGGUAGCGGCGUCUACAACCGUGUUGUCGGACAUGGCAGUCAGGACGAGGAGUCCAGGCGCCACAGCCGACGCCACAGCGGUGAUGACAACCGUAAUCUAACCGAUGUUGGUGCCAGUGGCGGUGACAGCAUGUUCUCUGCUCCUUUGCCAGAUAUCCCCGAGGAAAGGCAGAAGACCGCCCAACAGGGUACCUUUGCUGACACACAACAUACCCGGGCCGUUUCUGGCUUUGUCCCUGAAACAGCAGUCGGGGAUGAUGUGCGGCUCUUGGAGGUCGCCUCAAAAGAAUCUGGUUCGAUUCACGCCCCGCGGGAGUCCCAAACGACACAACAUCAACGUACUUUCCCACUCACAGCGACAUCCACCGAGGAUCGCCAUCAACCGGGGGAAUCAACCUCGCCGUCCAGGUACGGGGCUAUUGCAGGCGUUUCUGGUAUUGUUGCUGGCACCUCUGCACACGAGUACUCCGCAGGUCACGGCAAGCGGCCUGGAUCCCCUCGUGCAGAGGGCCGUCGUCGAGCGGAAGGCGUAGCCACUGCUGGCCCAACGCACGCGUCUCCGUUGACAGGGAUGAGGAAUGACGAGUCCCGAGAGGAAUCCCCCAAGGGUGAAAAGAAACACAAGAUCCUCGGCCUCUUCCACCGCCACAAAGAUGACGGCAACCAAGUGGGCGAGAGACCUCGCAGAAAGUCCGUUGGCGACCAUGUCGACCCGGCAAGGAACAAUGCUGCUCGCCUGUCCUCUCCCAACCGCCUGCGCAAGCUGACCAAGAAUGAUGCCGCCACGGAGCGCAGGCGGUCGAGGUCAUCGUCCAGAGCGGACAAGCAUGACCAGUCCAGCCAUGGCAAGGAGAACAUGACCGCUGGUGCAGCCGGUGCUGCCGUUGUCUUAAACCGCCUCCAUCACAAGAACAACAGCAUCAAUGAGAGACAUCAGGAGCCGGGAAGUCCAGUCCGCGGACAAUUCUCAACCGGUGCCGGCGAGGCUCAGCAUGAGUUUGUGGAGAUCUCGACGCCAUUCGAGCAUCCACGGGAACCGCCUAUGCCCCCCCACGCUGACACUACCUCGCACGACAUUGGUGCGGCAGGGCAAGCCGGUCAAUAUAAUGUCCUGGCCAGCGGUACGCCCUCUGGCGUCAAGCAUACUGGAGAGGAGAAGGUGUCCACUGGCGCCGCAGCUUCGCGCUCGACCGGGAAACAUAUGGUAGCUCGGGAAGCUGGUGCUUCCAAUACUCCCAAGUCGUGUGGAGUAACCCCAGCGGACGGUAAAGCUCGACGAGGCAGCACCGGUAUCAUCACUCAGGAACCAGGAAACUACAACACUUUAUCGUCCGGCACACCUUCAGGCAUCAAGCAUUAUUCUGUCCCGUCGACAACAACCUCAAGAACAAUCUCAGAGUCUCGGCGUCGCAGCUUCUCCCCCAACGCGUCGACCAACCCCAACGACGACAGCACAGAGUAUAACGUCCUCCCGUCCGGCACCCCCUCCGGCGUAAAGAUCAAGCCCAGAUCUUGUAGCCGGAGCUCCCAGCCCGCCGACCUCGCCACACACGCCAACAAUUACCAGUUCGGUCACGGGCAGCAGUACAACACCCUGGCCUCUGGCACCGCCUCCGGGGUUAGGAACCGGGACAGCGAAAUUCCGACCUAUGACCACCACGUAGAGCCCGAGAUGGCGCAUCACAUGAGCCCCGAGGUGAUGCCUGACGCUUACACGGCGUCUGUUCGCCGAUCGUCUUCUCAGGCAUAUAAUCAGAGUCAGAGUAGAGGCCAAAGUCGCGGCCGGGAGAGCCGAAAUGUGAAAGAUUGGACAGAGCAAGACGAGUAUCACCAGUACCCUACCAGCCAGCAGGCGGCAAAGGGAAUGAGUCCUGAGGUAAUGCCCGGGACGUACACUGCAUCUGUCCCUCGGUCGUCCUCUCAGGCAUAUGGUCAAAGUCAGAGCAGGGGUCAGAGUCGCGGCCGGGAGAGUGGAAAUGUGGAAGGCUGGACCGAGCAAAACGAGUACCACCAGUACCUUAACAGCCAGCAAUCGGCAAAAGGGAUGAGUCCUGAGGUAAUGCCGGCGGCUUAUACCUCGUCGGUUCAUGCUCCGUCUCAGGCGGGUCGGCGAGAGGAAGGGGCAGCAGGUCAGGGUGCGGGGAGGGUGGUGCACAAAUGUCAGCACUGUGGCGGUGAGAAUGAUAUUAGUGAGUACAUUGAGCGGGCUGUGCGGGAGCGAUUCUAG